This is a messenger RNA of Nothobranchius furzeri (turquoise killifish), 3144 nucleotides long. RefSeq names its product neuritin. Gene Ontology annotation, biological process: nervous system development; neuron projection extension. The record is from RefSeq and is a predicted model, not a curated record. NCBI's taxonomy places the organism in Eukaryota, Metazoa, Chordata, Actinopteri, Cyprinodontiformes, Nothobranchiidae. Gene Ontology annotation, cellular component: plasma membrane.
CGCACGGGGUGGGGUGGUGGGUGUGUAACGUCAGCUCUCGGUCGGUGCAGGAAACAGACGGAGCCUCACCGAGUGUUUGUUGCUGUUCCGUGGCUGAUACGACUCCGGUUCCGCGGAUGCACUCUGGGUCGGGACCGCUAAUCUGAGACCGAGCCCCGCGGUGCGUCCUCUCCUCCGCCAGCACCCAGCAUCAUCCGCCCGGCCUGAAAUGGGAUGGGAUUGUUCAUGUCGACCAAGAUCGGAGCGAUUCUGGCUGUUAGCUUUGUGUUCCUGUUUCUGGCAGCGCCCGGAUUCUGCGUGGAUGUGAAGUGUGAGAGCGUUUAUCGAGACUUUUCUGAAUGUGUCCUGGAGCUGGGAGACAGCAUGGACAACUACCAGGAGAACGUGACCAGUGAGAGGGGAGUGGCAGCCGUGUGCAGCCACUGGGAAGCUUUCCACACGUGUGCUCUCACGGCGCUAUCCGACUGUCAGGAGGAGGUCAGCUCCAUCUGGGAGACUCUGAGGCAGGACUCCAGGAACAUCCGCUUCCAGGGAAGUCUGUUCGACCUGUGCAGCCCCAGCUCCUCCCACAGCAUAGGCUUGCCUUUCGCUGCUCUCAUCCUGCCACUGGUGCUGGUGGGGCCCAGCUGGUGGCUGUAGGUGGAGAUGACGAUGGGUCCUCUGCUCCUUAGAUCGCAGCCCUGCUGAGCUCAAACUUGAAGCCAAGGAUUCAAAAGAAAUAAACAUGAUUUUACCACAGAUCUGCACAUGUUGGUGGCAGGACAAUCAGUGUUUGUGUUGAUAAAUCAUUUAUGAAAUCUUCAGAAAAUACUAAAGCGGUUUCUUUCAUUUGAAAUGAAUUAAUGAGCUGAACAAACACUAACCCUUCAGUUCAGUGUGAACCAACUUAAUGAUAAUUCAGUUUGUAGAUUAAACCCUGAGUUUAAAGCAGCUGAUGGUUAAAAAAACACAAAUACUACCUGUGAUUUCAUCAUGAUCAUCAAAAGAAUAACUUAACUAUUUAGCAUAGAUGCCUGACAAAUGAUUGCAAUUUAUUUAUAUGCAGUGAUGACAAGAAGCUAGAAAACCUGACACACACACACACACACACACACACACACACACACACACACACACACACACACACACACACACAGUUGCAUGCCAUCCCUUUUUAUAUAUUUGUACAACUGAAACUGAAGCUAAUGUCAUUAAAGGUGCUGGAGGAGAUUCUGUUACUUAAGCAGCUUUCCCGUUUGUCUCGUUUCAAGUGUUUGUGCAGUCGAGCCUUUCUUGUGUGUUUCUGCUCAGCCUUGAGGAGAAAGCAUGAAAUGUGUCAUCAUAAAAUGAAAAGUGUAUUAUUUAAGGAGGUGAGACUAUAAUGUGUGGUAAACGUAAAUCAUGGAUAUAUUUAAAGCCAAGUCAGUUUUUUCCCUUAAACUUGAACGACCCAAGGUAUCACACACACACACACACACACACACACACACACACACACACACACACACACACACACACGCCCACUGAGCAUGCUGAAUUUUUAACAAACACGAGUGACAGGCUUCAAAAUGUCAGACUACUUCCUCAGACCUAGAUGGCAUCUGCAUGUUAUUUCUUGUGUUAGUGAUGCAUUAUGGGUAAUUAAGACAGAGAAGCAUUUUGCCAAGAAUUACAGCAAUAUUCCAGCUUCCACUCAAAAAGCAGAUAAAUAAGCAAAAAAUAAAAGUCCAAGGAAACUGGAAAAAAGGAUUAAAAUAAGAUGGAAAGAGAAACGUCUCACAAUGCCUUUGGUAUAAUGUUGCUGUCCAAUGACAAUCAAGGAACUUUAAUAUGAUUUUUCUUCUAUUUUAUUUUACUUUAAAACAUUUCAGCCUUCGGUGACUACAGCUGCUAAAAAACACCAAAACCACACGUCUGGACCCAUGACACUCUUCAGAUUAAUCAGCUGUUAAUAUGUACAUUUAAAAUACCUGUUUUAAUGUUCUAGUUUUAUUUCAUUAAGAUAACUCAACACAAACACCCGCUCUCCAGAUUAAAGAUCUUCUGCCUUUUUUAAGCUUUCCACUUCAGCAGAUAAAAUAUUUUUAAUAUAUUGUUGUUGGUUUUUUCCCUAUUUUAUUAAAAUGUUCUACUUUUAUUUAUAUUUUCUUGUUUCAUAAUCAAAUUUAUUGGCUAAUUUAAAGCAUCUGUGUGAAAUUGGGUUGAUGAUUUUUGAACAUUCAACUGGCAGAAUUAACACCUUUGGAUGUAGGGAUGUGUAUUGGUGAAAUUCUGGCAAUACGAUACGUAUCACGUUAUUGUGAUACAUUCAGCCAGAUCAUAUUAGCUUUUUAUUUUCAAUUAAAUUAUUGUAGGAAAAUUCAAUAAACAGUCCAAACAUCAGUUUAACAUGAGGUAUCUGAACCAUAAUAGAGGGAUUUACAUUUCAGUGGUGGAAACAAAACCCACUGAACACUGCUGCCAGCCAGCGGUCAGUGUUUGAAUUGUACCAAAAGAACAGAAAAUACACAAAUGUUUGCUUGUAAAUUCUUCCAAAAAGUCGAUACACGGCUUUUGAAUAUCGAUAUAUCGUAGGAAAAAAUAUAGAUAUUUUCUUACAUCCCUAUUUGGAAGUCAUUAUUGUAUCAUUUAGCAUUAAAAUAUUAUUUAUGCUCUUAAAAGUAAACACAUUUCCAGAACAUUUUGCAUUUUUCACUCUCCCUAACAAAUGGUUCCAAAAAUAUUUCCUCACACAUGCAUGAAAACAAAAAAUAGACGGUGUUGAAUUUAACCUUGGACAAUGUGUGAGGUGCAUGACGUCAGGCGUUGUUCGCAUACACGCACACUCCACCUCACUUAGCACCAGGAGCAUGUUUGUUCUGGUUGUUUCUGUUUAUUUACCAUGUCAGUGUCAUGUCGCCCAUUGUGUGCCUGGUGGUGGAAACAUAAAAAUCAGUGUUGUUCUCAAAGCAUGAGCAAUAUGUUCCUCUUCAGAGGGCAGCCUCCUCUCUUCGUAUUCUGUUGAUGGAAGCAUGAAAGUGAUGCUGAUCAGUCUAAACGCAGAGCAACUCCUGAAUGUAAACUAUCUUCUGUUUGGUUUUUAACACAAAUAUUACAACACAUGUAAAGCAAUAUAUGGAAGAGUAACGUAAUUGUAACAAUAAAAGCACAAAUGCUAGAAACAAA